This is a messenger RNA of Anthonomus grandis grandis, 1809 nucleotides long. RefSeq lists its product as uncharacterized. Bases 94 to 1665 code for a protein of 523 amino acids. NCBI's taxonomy places the organism in Eukaryota, Metazoa, Arthropoda, Insecta, Coleoptera, Curculionidae. Gene Ontology annotation, molecular function: transmembrane transporter activity. Gene Ontology annotation, cellular component: membrane. Gene Ontology annotation, biological process: transmembrane transport. The record is from RefSeq and is a predicted model, not a curated record. The transcript is spliced from 10 exons.
CUUGUCAAUUAGUAACGUCAUAUAAGUGAAAUAAUUCAAGAAAAAGCCAAAUGUUAAUAGAAAAUCCGUUGUACUACACCAAUACGGUUAAAAAUGACCGAACCGACUGAUCCGGACCAAUCGAAUUAUGGCGAGAGACGUUUCGAGGACUAUUUGCAAGUAACCGGAUGGGGUUUGUACUACAAAUUCAUGCUGGGCAUGGGGUGCGUGUGCAAUUUGACCAGGGGCCUCCUGUUCGCCACUAUGGUGUUCACCGUAGCGCUGUCGGGGUGCAGCGGACCCAGUAUUACUCAAGACAACACCGUUACGAUAUUUAUCACUUAUUUCACAGCAUGUGGUGUUGGGGCCCUGGUAAGUGGAAGCUUAUGCGACCGAUAUGGCAGGAAGCGCUACUUAUCCUACAGUUUGCUAAGCAUGUUUUUCGGCUCCUUUAUGGCGGCAUUCGCCUAUAAUAAUAUUAUUAUAAUAUUGGCGGUCGUGUUAGUUGGUAUAGGCCUAGAAACGAAUUCCUUGCAAAUGAAGUUAAUACUGAUGGAAACGUUGGGCCUAAAACACCGGGGAUUUUAUAUACUGCUGUACGACCUGUUUUGGACCCUAGGGAUCGUCGUGACUAUUGUCUCAGUAAUCCUGCUUGAGACCCCGACGUUUUUCGUUAUAGACAGAUCUGUCCGAGUGACCACCUGGAGGAUCAUGUUCGCGGUAUCCGGAUGCUUAAGUAUCGUUCUGGCGUGCGUUUGCUCGUUGAUAGAGGAGAGCCCACGGUAUUUCCUUUACCUGGAAAGACCCUAUUUGGCUUAUCUCUUAUUGAAACAGUUAUACGGGAUUAAUAAGUCAAGUUAUGCCGAAAAUUUCCCUGUGAAAGAAGACGAACUCAAAGGCCUGAUAAGCGCCUACGAUCUUUCUUAUCCGGAACCCGCGAUUCACUGGAAAAUGCUGCAAAAGUUCCUGGAACGGUUCUGGAAAAGCCUUAAGUUGAUAUUCUCGUCGAAAUACUGCCUAACUACGUGGGCUUUGAUCGUUUUAAAAGCGGUUGCCAUAUUUUUCGGGACUUAUCCAGUUGGCAACGUGUUUGCCAAAGUCUCCACCUAUCAGGAACUAGACCCCACCCUCCAUUUCGCCUCUAGAAACGUCAACACUUUAGACCUAAUCUAUCCAGCAUAUUCCAUGUUGGGCGAUAGGAACUUUAAUAGAACAACUAGCAUAUGCCAAAGGAACAUAUAUCAUAAAGCGUAUUACAGGAACUUCAUAAGUAUUUAUGUUCCGGAAGUUGUCAUUGGACAAGGUUUGGAAUUGCUGUUUGUAGACUGGACUGGUAGAAAGCAGCAACUCGCGAGCAAUUUCCUGAUACCGAGCAUCUGUUUCAUGUUUCUGCGCUUCGUCGAUAAUACGUCGUAUGCUAUAGUGGCAAAUAGUUUCAUAAUAACCGCCAUUGCUGGCAUUCGGUCUAUGCUCGCGAUAGUUAACUUGGAAUCCUACCCGACAGCCGUCAGAGGGACUUCUUAUGGUGUCACUACGUUUCCCGGUUAUCUGUUGGCAGCCCUGGCUAUUAACUGGAUUGACGUUGACGUCAAACUCCUUUACGUCAUAUUGUCGGUUACGUUUCUGUUAAUGUUAGUCCUAAUUGGAAUACUCCCAGAAAUGAAGAGAGAGCCCUUGACGGAGUAGAUAUGAGCUUUCCUGUUUGUACUUAAAUUUAUUGAGGACACUCCAAAGCGUGUACUUGGCAAUUAUCGGGCGAUAAAUUUAAAAUUGUUCACUUUUAUUUUGUUCGUUUGUGUGAGGAGACAAUAAAAACCUGUUUUAUGGCCA